AUGGGCGAGUUUAACUUGAAAAUAGCGCUUUCAUUAAUACCGUCCAUGACUGACGAUGAAGUUGCAAUUAAUCAAUUAAUAGACUCUAUACAAUACUACGACUCCACCUUAAAAAGUGACGCGAAACAACAGUUCAUAAACUUUGUCUUGAAAAAUAGACUUACACAAGUAGCUAAAUUAAAGUUAAGUUCGUCAUACACUUCUGUCCAAAAUUUAGUGACAGAUAUGAAAAAACUAUUGUUGCCUAAAAAAUCAGCCACAGCUAUUCAAAAUAAAUUGCAGACCUUGAGACAAGGAGAGUCUUCGAUUGAUGACUUUGGUCAAAAAUUGUCGAAAAUGUUUGUAGAUCUCACGAUCGCGCAAUCAGACGGUGACUCAAAUGCAUUUGAAGUAUUAAAAGGUCUUAAUGAAAAACAAGCGAUUAAAAGAUUCGCGGACGGAUUGCGCAAUCGUAGAGUAAGUACAAUUAUUGCAGCUCGUGAUUACGACUCUUUAAAAGACGCCAUACAGGGUGCCAAGGACGAAGAGACGACUUCAAGCAAUACGUCAAGUGAUGUAUUUUCUUUUAACCAUCGUAAAACAACUUAUUUCAGUAGAGGGUACGUUCGAGGGCGUGGCUCUUAUAGGGGGCAACCACACUACUCUUCAGGCGCAAGGACGCUACACAACCCAGGACAUUCGGCAACAGGAGCAUCAUACAACUACAGGAGCCGAGGAGCUGGCAGAGGAGGCUACCAGUUCCAGAGCAAUCACCGAGGCAGAAACUACCAAGGAAACCGAGGUAAGUCUAACACUUUUAAUGGAAACAAUGGAUAUCGCAACAACCGUAUUUUUACGGCUGAAACUGAAACUGAUAAAAAUGUGAGCCCAAAUCAGUUUUUUCGUGGAUAAUGAAUCUAUAUUUGCAAGUAAUGAUACAUGUUUAGUUUAUUUCAAUGUGCAAAACAAAAGACAAUUAUGGUUAUGUGACACCGGUGCCUCGAUCUGUGCUUUGAAGUUGGCGAUCGCUUUGAAAUUAGAUAUUCCGAUUUAUAAAGACAAGUUAAUUAUUAACGGAAUAGGUGGAACAAAACAAGCAAUCGGAUAUGCUUACAUUGAAUUAACGGAACGUGACCAUGUAUUUCAACAUAAGUUUUAUAUUUUUGACGACUUCUUUUCAACCACGUGGGACGGAAUAAUAGGUAAAGAUUUUCUUUUAAAAUACCGCGCUUUGAUAGAUUUACGAAAUAUGGAAUUGACCUUAGAAUCAAGUAAG
This is a messenger RNA of Cydia fagiglandana, 1255 nucleotides long. RefSeq lists its product as uncharacterized. Lineage: Eukaryota; Metazoa; Arthropoda; Insecta; Lepidoptera; Tortricidae. The coding region runs from base 1 to 891 and encodes 296 amino acids. The transcript has a single exon. The record is from RefSeq and is a predicted model, not a curated record.